Messenger RNA from Vanessa atalanta (red admiral), 9842 nucleotides. Its product is annotated as versican core protein. Gene Ontology annotation, molecular function: protein binding. The coding region runs from base 335 to 8518 and encodes 2727 amino acids. The record is from RefSeq and is a predicted model, not a curated record. NCBI's taxonomy places the organism in Eukaryota, Metazoa, Arthropoda, Insecta, Lepidoptera, Nymphalidae. The transcript has 7 exons.
GCGUCGGGCGCUCGAAACAGUAGACGAUAGAGAAGAAUCGCAACGCGUGGGUAGACGAGGGCGAGUGCAGUGUGCAAGUGCGUGCGGGUCGUGUGUCGCUGAAAGCUCGCGCUGCGAAGCCUCCGAGAACCGCGGCUUCGGGCGAGCGCCCGCCUCGCGUCAGUGCCGGCCCGGCCGUGCCGUAGGCAUCACGCUCCGCUAUAUAACAACAGUAACUGUUUAUUGCUGGACCACUGUGUCACUAUACUCUAACGAAUAUCCUCUAAGCGACUCCGAGCUGCCUACAGAGUGAACGCGGAAAAUUUGUAUCUGAAAGUGAGACGGGUGGCGGCAGAUGGAUCGGAGGCGCGCGGCGGCAGCGCUGCUCGCGCUGGCCGCGUGCAUCGCGUGCUCAUCAGCAGCACCGACAGCUAAUGACCAGACUGCGUUAGAGUUAAUGGAUGGUCCGACCGAAGGAUGUUACUACAACUUCCAGCAUUACGGUGAAGGCGACAGGAUUAUGACAAACGAACCCUGUCUCAACUGCACGUGUCACAAUCGGAUGCUUAUGUGCUACUUAAGAGUAUGCCCAUUUACAAAGCCUAUUGGCCAAGAUUGCACAGUGGAGAAACGAGCCGACCAGUGCUGUCCUAUCGUUACUUGCCCUGACGUUCCAGUUGACUUACUCACUUCGACUUCGACAUCUUCGCCUGCUGAAUAUGGAACAACUGGUGUUGGAAAACUUGACAAAUACGGCUGUAGUAUUAACGGAAAAUACUUCUCUGAAGGUGCUAAAGUACCGUCGACUCCGAAUAAACCUUGCGAACAUUGCUACUGUAUUCGCAAUAUGACGACGUGUGUUAUGCAAGAGUGUACUUUACAUGUGGAUGGCUGUACACCUAUUUAUCAUAAGGAUGUAUGCUGUCCAGUACGGUAUUCUUGUGAUCACCCAGAAGACGAAAUCCUUCUGCUGGACGAUAUGACCACGACUGUACGCCCAACGCCAGGGUUCCUAUUGACAACGACGACAGUAAUGCCGGUUACGCAGAUUAGCCAAGAUUGCGUUCAUGAUAACCAAAUAUUCCCAGAUGGAACUUUAAUCAAAACGGAAAAAGCUUGUGAACAUUGUUACUGUAUGAAAGGAGAUAUUGUUUGUGUGGUACAGGAAUGUGGAACACCAAUGGAAAAUGAAGGUAAAAAUUGUACUUCGCUUCCUCCGCGACAUGGCCAAUGUUGUCCAGAUACUUACAUAUGCGAAGGGGAUGACCGCGGUACUGAAUUAACCACAGAAAAUGUUGACCUGUCUACAUCUCCACCUAGAAGAGUUGGAGUUGAAGGAAGUGGAUACAGGAAUGAACCAGACGAACCUUUCACAGAGAUAAGUCCGUUUGAAACUGAUAUAGAAGGUAGUGGUGAAGAUUAUACACCAGUUGGCUUAGUAACCAAAAUAGAAGAUGUUAUUACUGAGAAAGCUACACCUGACAUUAUUGACGAAAUUUUAUUAGCCACAACUGAAAAAGUAAACAUAAUCCAAACAACUGAACCUGAUAAGGAUCAAAACACAAUUCCUGAUAUAAUUUCAGGUGACGACCAAUCAAAUAUAAUAGCACAAUCGACGGAAGCAAACGUUGAAUCAGCUACAGUAAAGGAAUUAAAACCUACUAUUUCUGAUGACUAUGUAACUGUGCAUGGAUCAACUUCAAAGGAAGAUGAUUUUAUAACGACUGAAUCAGCGUUCAGGAAAGAAGAUAACAAUAUUGUUGCAGAUGAAAUUUUAACCGUCAAAGAACACGAAGAGUUGCCGACUACUUUGGUUGAUUUAGUCGAUGAAACAACGUUCAAAGAUGAACACUUAUUAGAAGUAAGCACAAAUGUUAAUUUACAUCCUGAGUCUCAAAGUACAACACAGUCUGUAGAAAUGUACACUGAAGAUAUCGAUGAUAUGAAACAAAAAGAAGCAACUACUCUAGAUCAAUCAAGCACUACUGAAAGAGUUAAGCCUAAUAAUGAAGUCCCAGCAACCUCUGAAGAAAAUGUCUCUAUUGGUGUAACAACAGUUACUACUGAUAAAACAGACGUACCUGAAACCACUUCGGUCAACCCAGUUAUUAACGAAAUAGAUGACAAUGUUCCCAUUAUAUCUGUUCCUGGUCGAAUACCCGGAGAAGGAGAUUGCUUAUUAAAUGGAAUAACAUACAGCAAUAACACAAUUGUACCAAGCACUAACAAUUGCCAUACUAGUUGUAAGUGUACUAGCAGUAUAAUAAAAUGUGACCCAAUAAUUUGUAGUUCCCCACCAGAAUAUAUGGAAAAUAUGAGUGAUUGCCAACCCAUUUACGAUUCUCCCGAUGCUUGUUGUCCUACAUAUGUUUGUAGUGCUAAGGAAACGAUUCCUCCACAAUCUCAUAAUCAAAUGUCUGGCACAGAAAGUCCUAAGCCAAUUGCCCCAGGCGAAUGCAGUGGUCAAGAUUGCAUAUCAGAUGAAGAACAAAAAGGCAUUUCUGAACCACCAAGCAAGUGCAAAACUGAUGAUUGUUUGAAUAAGUCAUCCGUAAAACAUGAACAAAGUGACUGUGACUUGAAUAACUGUGAUGAUCAGUCACAAAAGCCACCUGCAAAACAAGAGUGCUCCGAUAGUAACUGUCCAGUUUCGCCUGUCAUAGCUUGUGAAGGUGACAAUUGCUUAACUGAACCAGCUAGUGAAAUAGAUUCACAUAAAUUACCUGAUUUAGAAAAUACGUCGCAGCUAAUUUGUAAUGAAAAUGGUGAAUGUAAAAAGGCAGAAGUGGACUGCAAAGAUGACAUUUGUGUCAAACAUGAAAUUUCUGAAACAGAAGUAAAGGCUCCCUCAGAUUGUACAGGAUCAGACUGCAAAACACAUGAGGAACCGGAAUUACCAUUUAAAGAAGAACAAGUUACAGAUUUUACAACUGAACGAAUGGCCAUUGACAAAGUUACACAAAUUUCAUUAACUGAAUUAGAUGUUGAUACUGAAUACCCAGCUAAAACAAUUUCACCUCUUAUAGAUGACAAUAUAUCUACAAAUCCAACAACGGAAGUGGUUCAUGAGAAGGAAGCUACGGACAAAUUAACGACAGUACCAGAAACCUUUACAAAUGAAUCGCCUACGAUUCAGAGCAUAACAGAAAAAUCUGAAGUUUUAAUUAGCACAGAAAAAGCUGAUCUGGAUUCACAACCAAAAGACGAAUUUAUACAAAUGACAGAACAGCCAAGUUUCGGACAAGAUGCCGAAAUAUCAGAAUUACCCGACAGUAAGGAUAAGGCUACUGAAGUAACUGAAACCGAUCGAAUGACAACUGAAAGCGAGGUCAUUUAUCAUGUUACAUCGGAAUCUACAAAUAAAAUGUUUGAAGACAAUGUAACAGAUAAAAUGGAAAUCACAACUGACAAUAAUGAUAUUUAUGCAACAGUGCCAGAAUCUGUUACUGAAAAGGAAAAAAUAGAUUCUGAAAUUCCGAAACGAACUGAAAUUGAAAUCGAAAAAUCAACUACGCCUGACGUUCACCUAGAUGAAAUUGAAAAAGAUGGAACAAUUGAAGACGUUUCAGAAACGUAUGGAAUAAAAGAUGAAAGGACUACGUUACCUGUGCCCAUUGACAUUAUAACUGAAGCAACAGAAAAAACAUCAAUACAGUUCAAUGAAGUUACAGAAACUAAUGAAUUACCACAAACAACAAAUGAACCUCAUAAGCAAAUCAUCGAAAUAGAAAAAGGUGAACUCACUGAAAUGCCCGAAAUAUAUAAGCCCCAAGGAGAGAUGACAGAUGUUUCAGAAGAUUUUAUAGCUACUACAGAUACUAUUAAAAUUACCACAGAAACAAAUAUAUUAUCGACGGAAGCUUCCCAACCGAUGGAGACGAAAUCCGAUGAAGUUACUAAGCACAUACCUCAAGAAAUAAUUACUGAAAAACAAGAAACAUAUACUGAAUCACCCGAACACUUUACAUCCGAAUCACAACAAACUACAUCUGAAAUAUCUAAACAGCAUGAAGAUACUCUAUCUACAACACAAUAUAACUUAGAAGUAACGGACCAACCCAUUACAGAAAAAGAAUCAACUUCCACCAAGGGUUCUGAAAUUUUAGUGACCAAGUCUGAUGAAAGCACUCAUGAUAUUGUACAACAUGUAACAGAAAGUGAUGUAAUCCAUGCUGAAACAACGGAGCAAUCAAUUGAAGAAUCAGAUGAUACAUCAAUUGCACCCAUUACAGAAAUGAAAACCGAAACAGCGGUAACAAAUGAAGCAUUUACUGAAACACCGGAAUCUGAUAGCACUGAAAAACAGGACACAUAUACAGAAGUUCCAAAAAUACAUACAAUUUCCGAAGAAUCAAUGACCAAGGACAAUGAAAUAAAACAAAACAGCAUCACAGAAUUACCUACAAUGAUUUCAACAUUAGCGGAAGAUAAUAUUUCCACGUUUAAAACAACAGAAGAACAAGACAAUCUUACAAAAGAACCGGUAAUUGAGAAAGAUUCUCAUGUGUCUGAUGACAAUACUAAUACUAAAUUUGACACUUUCGAAACAUCAACAGCUGAAAUGAAUGUAGGUUUUACGGAAAAGUUAGACGCUGGUGUAACAGAAUCUUCUCCAGUACAAGAUAUAACAGAAAAUCUAAUGCAACCUACAAGUAACGAGCCAACUAAAGUCGAUGAACUAGACUACGAAUCUCAUAAGUUAGCGACAACGUUACAAGACAAUUUAAUGACUCAAGAAAUAACUACUCAAGAAGUCAUUGUUGUUACCGAAAAUGAAACAAAAUCACCUUUAGAAAGUGAUAAAGUCACAUUGACAGAAAUGCAAGAAAUUACACCUUCAGAAACUGAUGACAAUGCCAUAGAUACUAGUACUAAACAAUCAUCUCAAGAAAAAGAAGAAUCUCUCAAAACAACUUCUGCUCCUCCUACAAGUCAAAGUGAAACGCAGUAUAUAACCGAACCUCAACAUGUGAAAGAAUCUCAGUCAACGUUAGAUUCUUCAACGAUAACUUCUGUGUUUGACGACAAGCAGGAUGAUUUAACAAAUAUACCAAAAGAAGAAACAGUAACUGCAAUAACCACCAGUUCUCCUCAAGAUAAACAAGAAAUUGAGAAAGAUCCAUCAUUGUUUACUGAGUCUGAAACAACUUUACAAGAUAUGGAGAAAACAACAGUCGGCUUAGUGCUUGGAGAAGAAAAAGAAACUGAGCCUUCACAUGUCACUGAAAGUCUUAUGAAUGUUAAGGAUCAGGAUACUGUCGAACAUGCUACAAGUACAAUCAUUGAUGAAGAAUUAUAUAAAACAACAGAAAAAGCUCUGGCAGCAGAAGAAAGCUUACCUCCAUCAACGCACAAGUAUAGUCCCGUAGAAGAUAUUGCAAAAGAAACAACUUUGGAAUUUUCAUACGAAGUAUCUACAGAAAAAACAACUUUACAAGAUACUUUCGAAACAAGUGCUCCUAUUGACGUAGAUACAACGAAAUUACAAAUGUUUACGAAGUUUGAAGAAUCAAGCACAACGGAAGCUGCACUAGAUAAGCAAGAAAACGAAAGAAUUACUGAACUGCCAGAGUCUUAUAUAACAUCCAAAGACUUAGACUCAACCCCCAUUCAAAAAGAAAAACUAGAUGAGACACAACACUCCGGAUCUGACGAAGAAAUCCAACCAUUUACAACGCCUUCAUCUGUUCAAGAAGAGGAUAAAAUAGUUACAAAAACGCCCUCAUUUACAGAUUUUGAUAGUGAAAAAGAAACAGUAAUGUCAGAGAAGAAUGAAUCCGAAAUGGAUUUAACAACUAAAAUAUACGAUGAUAAAAACUCAGAAACAGAAAAGGACCAAACAAUACUAACAGAUUUGUAUACUACUGAACCACAAACACAGGCGUCUGAAAAUCCUAAGGAUAUAGACUCUCAACAUCAAACAAUCAGUACAGAAAGAAUUAUAACGACAGACAGUGGAGAAUAUUUAUCGACUUCAAAAAUACAUGAGACUACUUUAUCACCAUUAGAAGAGACUGUCAAAGGUGAGCAACAAGGAACGGUGACAGAGAACGUAGUUUACGAAACUGACAUAGUAACUGAAGCACAACCCACUUCACCAAAAUUAGAAAUACUUAACACUGAACCUACAGUUGUAACUACAAAAGCAGAUGAAAUAAUUAACAGAGAAGAAGAAAAGACCACAAUAAAAUCGAUUGUAGAUUUUGAAAAACAUACCUCUUAUCCUCCUGAAUACCAAGCAACCGUUUCUGAACCGAAAGAAGAUAUAACAACUGAAUUAACCCGCGAAGAAAUUUCUACAAUACCUCCAAAUGUAUCAGAACAAGGAAAGGAUGAAUUAGAGGUUACUGAACUGCAUUCAUCUACACAACAAGGACCUUCUACGAUGUAUCCUGAGGUUCAUCAAGAUGAAACAAUAACAGAAAAAGAGAAAUCUACAGAAUCUUUUGACGCAGAAUCUCAUACGAUUACAACUAUUAAGCCUACACUAAAAGAAGAAGAUAAAAUUGAAGACAGCACUUCAAUAAGCUCUUUAACUGAAAAUAAUGUUACAGAUAGACCUAUGACCAGUGACACAGAUUCAAAAGAAUCUGACGUUGAAGAGCAAGAACAUAAAACUACUGAAAUUCCUGUUUUAACUGAAAAACACACAUUGCCUGAUACAAAAGUAAUUACAGAAAAACAAGAUAUAACCGAAACUGAAUCCAUAACUGAGAAAAUAGAGACAACCGAAUCACAAAUAUUGGAUCAAAAGGAAAGUAGUACCGAACCAUCAAAUGAAAGAACUAAAGUACCAGAACAGACUGAAACAGAUUAUCAAAAAAUAACCACUAUAAUUUCAAACGAAAUUGAAACUUCCACGCAACCCACAUUUGAUACAAAACAUUCGCAAUCAACGGAUGAUUCAUAUCGCACAGAACCAACCACUUCAAUUACAGAAACGGAUAAAAAGGAUGAAUGGAUUACUUCUGUUACCAAAGAUGCUAGUUUAAAUAUUGAGACUACUAAACCAGCCAUAGCGGAAAAAGAACAGCCAGGCCAACCUGAAAUAUACAGUACAGAGUCUGUUAUCGAAUUACAAACUAAAGAGCCUGAUACUCAAAGCGAUAUGAAUAAAACAGCGACUGAGAUAUAUCCAACACCAUUACCAAAUGUAAAAAUAACUACUGAAUCAUCUUCAGAAAAACAUGAAGAAUCAAGUGUGACAGAAGAUAAUAAGCAAACAACAGACUCAGAAUAUAAACUUAGUGAAACUACUUCGUUCUUAGUUGAGCUUGAAGAACAUACACACAGCAUUAUAGAUGAAAUUACUACAAGAGCAUCAUUAGAAGAAAUUGUUACAACGGUAAAUUAUGAGUCACAGCAACCAGAACGUGGUGAUCAAAUUCUUGAUGAUUUCAGUACACCCAAAGAGGAAUACCAGACGAGUGAACCUUCGAAAACAACAAAAGAAGUAUUGGAAGAUAUUAACAAAUCAGUUACAAAUAUUCAAGAAGAAAUUGAUGAAAUUAUUAAAACUACUUAUACUCCAAUAAAAACUGAAAUGUCGUUAUUAACUGAAAAAUUACCUACAUCGACGUCUAGUUAUGAGUCACAAGAAACCAAAAAAGAUACUACAGUACAAGAAGAAAAAAUAGUAACACCAACUUCACAAGUAAUUAAGGAAAGCGAUUUCACAACUGAAUCUAUUGAAAUACAACAAACAUCAUCUACAACAUUACCGGAUGUAGAAGCUUCAUUAGACAAAGAUAUUACCUCGGAGAAACCAUCGAAGCCCGAGAUAUUUGAAGAAAAAGAAACUUCAGAAUCCGCAAAAGACACUACGAGUAAAACCUCAACGAGUGAAACCAUGACGAGUGAAACCUCGACGUAUUCACCCCCUCAUAUUACCAAGCCUACAAAUAAGCCAAUUGAUACAACUUUAGCUCCUUCGAUGCCGGAAGUACCUAAGCCCGGAUUUAUUGAUGACAGUAAUGAAGGAAUACCAUCUCCAGAUUUUCCUCCGACUGGUGGCUACGGACAAGAACCUGAUUAUAUUGAUGAAGAUCAGGCAUUUGGACCGGGAACCUGUCGGUAUGGGGGCAAAGUUUACGUCUCAGCCCAACAAAUUCCACGCGACGAUCCAUGUGAUUUCUGCUUCUGCUUUAGAAGUGAUAUUAUUUGUCUACAACAAAGUUGUCCACCACCUAUUCACGGAUGCCAUGAGGAACCGAUACAAGGCUUUUGUUGUCCACGUUAUGAAUGUCCAGUAUCAAUGGCAACCACUCUUAACGUUACUACAACAACAACGACCACAACUACAACUUUACCCCCACACUUCCUCCCGCAUGCUUAUAAAGGCGCCGCUCAACGAAGAGGAUGUCAAAUUAAGGGUCAUACGUAUAAGGUCGGAGAAGUCGUUCGAGCCUCAUCAGGACCAUGUUUGCAUUGCACAUGUGGAGGUGAUGGCCAAAUGAAAUGUGAUCCUAAAGCUUGCACACCGGAACCAAUGUUGAGACAAAUGAUCGCGGCCGCUGUUUCCGCCAAAAGACGAAGGUGAAAUACCUCAGAGGUAUUUUUAGCUGCAUGAAGAACAUCAUAAAAGUUAACAUUUUUGUGAUAGCAAUUUUCAUGUAUUCUUUUAUGCACAAGAAUAAUGCUCAAAUUUCGCGAUGAAUUAGAUUAAGAUUUCGUGUCAUAUGUAGUAAUCGCUAUUAUUUUACAAUUUAAAUCCAUAUUGUCGUGGCACGCACAACCAAUAAUUUACAAUAAGUCUACCAUGACUGUGAUUAAAGUAUAAUAUAUAAUAAUUUUCAAAUUCUCAUUUUAAAUUUUGAUGUGUAAUAAAUGUUUAAUUGUUAUUAAUAUUUUUACAAAAGUCAGUGCCAAACGAUAGCGCUAAGUUGUAACGACUACGCCCUUAUAAAGAUGUUCUAAAUUUAAAAUAUUUAUAAAUGUAACUGACCGUAGAAAGCUGUGCCAACUAAUUACAGUACGGAUGUAAUAAAUUACAAAUACAAGCUUCACGGGUCAGCUUAGAUCGCCGAAAUCUUGACCAUUUUACAUAUUAUAAACAAAAUUUUUUACCCAUAUAAGUUUAGUCAAUUCUUUAUUUUUACACGAUGUUAUACAAAAUAAUCUAAUAUCGUGUAAAUAUGAAGUAAAUUAAGGAUUCCAGAUGUUGUAAAUGCCUUACUUAAUUUGUAAUAAUUUAUAUAUUUUAGAUGUAUAGUACUUAAGCCAUGUUUCGAGACCAGUGACUACUUAUUAUAAUUUAGGAGUAAAACAAGGCCCUUUUCGAUACUUUGGAAAAGUUUCAGUCGAUGCAUCGAUUUACGAUACAGCCUUGGCCGUCAUUUUUCUUAUUUUCGCGUCUUAGAGAAAAUGACAGACCACUUGUUUUCUCUAAUUUGUGAGAUUUAUACUAGCACUUGUUCAGUAAUAGUGGCCGAUAAUAAUCGUUUUGGAAAAAUCUUUACAUUAAAACUAAACGAUAAAGUAGAAUCUUUUAUAACUUUUGAUAUAAAAGUGCUGGUAGUAUAUUAAUGUUUGAUACUCAGAUCGAGGUGGGUACGGAGGUUUCUCGACUAUUGUAAUUGUUAUUCGAUUUAAAUGAAAUAAUCGAUUACAUUAAUUCGUACCAACCUUUUUCUGUAUAAUGAGGUUGUAGUUAUAUCUCCUUAUUUAUUUAAAGUUAUAGCAAUAGUGAUACAUAUUUGUUUAAACUGGUGAUAAUUGUACUGUUUCUAAAGUUGUCAAUGGUUAAUAGAAGUUCAAUAUGAAAUGUAAUGUCAAUUAUAUAUUAUUUUGUUCGUUUUAAUUAUAUCUUUUACCGAACAUUCAUAGCUAGGUUCUAGCUGCCUGUACAACUUAUGCAAACGAGU